Messenger RNA from Pristis pectinata (smalltooth sawfish), 3269 nucleotides. RefSeq names its product golgin subfamily A member 7B-like. The record is from RefSeq and is a predicted model, not a curated record. Gene Ontology annotation, cellular component: palmitoyltransferase complex. NCBI's taxonomy places the organism in Eukaryota, Metazoa, Chordata, Chondrichthyes, Rhinopristiformes, Pristidae. Gene Ontology annotation, biological process: peptidyl-L-cysteine S-palmitoylation; protein targeting to membrane. The transcript is spliced from 5 exons. The coding region runs from base 148 to 615 and encodes 155 amino acids.
CUGAGCCGUCUCGGCGGCGCAGGUGCGGCUGCCAGUCAAAGCGGUUGCCCCAGGCGACGGGAGUCCCCAGGAAUUUUGCAGCAGGUGCAGCCCUCGCCUGUCAAUCACCGGAGGGGCUGUGGGCUUCGGGCGGAUUGCGGUGCGGAAAUGGCCGAGGUUCACAACCUCCAGGAGUUGCGCCCGAGCGCCUCGCUGGCCACCAAAGUCUUCAUCCAGCGAGACUACACCGACGGGAUCCUCUGCCAGUUCCAGUCCAAGUUCCCCCCGGAGCUGGAGAGCCGGGUGGAAAGACACUACUUUGAGGAAACGGUGAAGACCUUAAACAGUUACUAUGCUGAAGCAGAGAAAAUCGGAGGGACGUCCUACUUUGAAGGGUGCCUGGCUUGUGUCACAGCCUACGUCAUCUUUAUGUGUAUGGAGACGCGCUAUGAGAAGGUUUUGAAGAAGAUCUCUAAAUACAUUCAGGAACAAAAUGAGAAAAUCUACGCCCCCCGCGGACUACUGAUCACCGACCCCAUCGAGCGAGGGCUGCGUGUUAUCGAGAUCGCGAUCUACGAGGACCGGUGCAGCAGUGGGUGCAGCAGCACCAGCACCAGCAGCUGCAGUGGGCAGUGAGGCCGGAGGGUGCAUUGGCGGCGACGGGAAUGCGACAUCACGGAACCCCUGCUUUUCACUCUGAGGAAACGACCGUCUCUUCGCAAUAACGACAUUCGCCAGAUUUAAAGUAUUCCAAACCAUUCCUGCGGUGCAGGGUUUGAGGGAAUGGGAGGGUGGGGGGGUAGAGAGUGAGGGGAGAGCAUCGAGGUUCCCUGCGCCAUCACAUUCCUUUGAAGCCCAGCAAGAGAGGCCUGUCUCCAGUAACCAUCCACGGCAAGAAUUGCAUCUGGCCCGUGCCUUCCGCCUGGUGGAACACUGCAAGGCGCUCAGUGCCUGGUCAAACUAGGAGCAAAACUGAGGUGACCCAAGCUCUGGGCCAGUGAGGGAGGGGGUUAAGGAGCGCCUCGAGGGGCCGAGAGGUGCAGGGAGGGAAUUCCAGAGCUGGAGGCACGGCUGCUAAAGUUGGAGGGAUGGAAAUCAGGUGGGGUUGGAGGAGGGGAGUGCCUCCAGAGGUCUUCAGCGGGAGAGACCAUGCCAGGGUCGAGAACAAGAGCGUUAAGGCUUCAGUCGUCCCUGAUGUCAGCUGCUUGUUAUUUCUGGGUUUGUUUAAUUGCCUGUGUUUGGGUUUCCCACUUCCUGCGGUGGGAUUUGAGUCUCCAUCAGUCGUACAGGGCCUUUGGUUACUGGACCUGGCCAUUUCACCUGCGAACUGCUGGGGCUAUUGGCUGUCGUGUAUCAGAAGUGUGAAGGGUUACGACAGGAAACAGGAUGAUAUGCAAUCCUGGAGAACCUUAUCGCGGCCAGUGCCUCCAUGCCGAUGAUGCAUUCAUACCUGCUCUGCUGGUUCAAGCACAGCAGGAUCCCACCACCAGCGAUCCAAUCCUGACUAAGCGGUGUUGUUGGCCCCAGUGCGACUCUCCUGCUCUUGGCAAUGUGGGGGGCAGAUGGAGCCUCAGCCUGGUGUCUCCUCCAAACGUUGGCACUGGUGGCAGGGUGACAUUCCCGCGGGAUUGACCCGGGCCGUGAGCCAGUCCCCGAGGGUCGAGUGGUUUGGCGGUGAACAGCCCAAGGGUUGCAGCUGCUGGGGACGUGAUGAGAACUGCGCUGGAUGGUGGAAGGUGGGGGGGGCAGGGAGAUGCACAGGCGAUCCAGUGGUCCCACCCUAGGGUGGGAGCCAGUGAGAGGUCAUGCCCUGUCCCACCAAACUGAGAUGCCAAGUUUGGUGUUUGCAGGAUUUAGUCAUGCCUCCUCCCAAAAUCCCAAUCUCCCCCACCCCCUCCCCGUCUGAAAUCCCCACCUUCUAAACCCCUCCUCUCUAAACACCUGAAAACCCCCAUCGCUGUUAAUGCUCACCCCCCCGAAAUCCCACCUCCUUAAACCCCCCCACUCCACCCCAACCCCUCCCAGUCUAAGUGCCCUUCCAUCCAGCAGUCCCCACCCCUCUUCCCAACUUCACACCCUCCCUACAACCACAGCCCUACCUGUCCCUGACCACCCCUGCGUUUGAUGCCCCUCCCUCUCCCCACCUUGGCCGAGAUUCCAUCCCUGGCCCCAGCUCUGCCUUUCACGCCCAGUGUUAAUCCUGUCGGAAGCUGCUCCCUUGCCGGGUCGUGAGGUGUCACUGCUGGUGGCGAUGGGGCAGUCACAUCCAUCGUGCUCUGAUUGACAAGUGGCUCUCUCCAUUGCGGUGAAGACGAUCACCGUGUUAGCGGAGCGAAGGAACCAGAUUCCACGAGCGUUGUCAGGAAUUCCCAGUUUGCUCUGUCUUUAGGGAUUGUAUUCCAUAAUCACAUCUGUAAUUCCCAUGAAAACCAGGCAAGUCAUCCUGUCCUGCACUGGAAGGUGUGUUAUAAAUUGUCGCAUCUCAGAAGGUCAUUGCACCCACUGAGUUUGGGUUUGAUGUGCCCUGGCAGCUCAGUUUGAGGUGCGUUGUUUACCGCGGAAACCUUUCCUAGCCGAGUCCAUUGUUCAUUCCUCAUCUGUGUUCGGACACUGGCUGAAGGCAGAUUCAACCUGACCCUGGGCCAACCCAGUGGUCGAUUGGAGACACCGGAGACAGCAGCUGCUGGAGUCUGGAGCGACACACAAUCUGUUGGAGGAACCCAGCGGGUCGAGCAGCAUCUGUGAUGGUCAAUGUUUCACAACCCUGAUGCAGGGUCUCGACCGGAAAUGUCGACCAUCCCUCUGCCUCCACAGAUGCUGCCUGACCCGCUGAGUUCCUCCAGCAGUUUGUUUGCCCUAUCGUGGAACAACUGGCUGGGUUUGAAGGGCUCCUUUUGCAGUGAGGUGUCCAUGUCCAGUUUUGCUCUGUGUUGACCGGUGCUAGGAAUGCCUGUGUAUCUGCAAAACCGCCCACCUCCAUUCAUCAUUCACAGAGUUAACAGCGUAAGGUCCAGGGAGACUGGAGGUGCUGGCUGUCGAGUGGCAAUGCAAGGGAGUAGCAUGGUUUUGGGAAUUUGUGAGCGCACUGAUGGCAUGAUUACCUUGGGAGCAUCUCUUACGAUGCAAUAAUGCGUGUUUGGACAUGUCAGGAGCUACGGUGUAAUGGCCAGUGUGUCAGCCAGAUGUCUUCCUAUGUGCAAUGUGAUUGACAUGUGUCUGCCCUGUACGAACACAAUAAACCACGCAGAAUGCCAGCGCUGUCUGGGCGGUACCUUGGCCACAUCACACCU